Talaromyces rugulosus is the source of this 1665-nucleotide messenger RNA. RefSeq lists its product as uncharacterized. Gene Ontology annotation, molecular function: monooxygenase activity; oxidoreductase activity, acting on paired donors, with incorporation or reduction of molecular oxygen; heme binding. The transcript has 2 exons. The record is from RefSeq and is a predicted model, not a curated record. The coding region runs from base 1 to 1665 and encodes 554 amino acids. Lineage: Eukaryota; Fungi; Ascomycota; Eurotiomycetes; Eurotiales; Trichocomaceae.
AUGCAGAAAGAAUUUUACAUCGGAGCCAAGGGUGGAGAAGAUUCUCACACUCUGGACGUGUCGCCAUUCACAAGCCUAGAGCAACUCACGAGAGCCCUGGCUGAUAUCUUUGCAUUUGCCGAUACGAGAUCAUUAUGGCUUAUCGAUCAACAAGGCAAUCAUAUUUCGACUUUGAAAGAUGUGCAGGAGACCAACGACCUUAUUGAAUUGCGCGUAACGCGGUAUGAAUCCAUUCGCGAACCACCGGGACCUCGCUCGUUACCCUUCGUCGGCAACCACUACGAGCUGUAUCCAGAUGUUCUCGGGAAUUAUGACCGAUUGUUCUCACUCUAUGGGCCAAUGAUCAAGACUGUCAACAUGGGAACAACCAUCUUUCACACCAAUGACCCCGAGAUCGCGCGGCAUUUGUUGCGCGAGGACAAGCUUUUCACCAAAACCACGUCCGACGUAACACACCCUCUGUAUUAUAUGAAUGAUCAAGACGCCCUCUUUACGUGCGACACUGCAUCUCCUGCCUUUGCGCCGAGCCACAAAUUUGUGCCUCCAACAAUGUCGCCACGCGCUGUGGCUCACUUUAUGCCGCUGAUCCAAGAGGCCACCCAGUCCAUCUUUACGGCAUUCGACGAGUUGGCGGAAUCUGACCGGGCGAUCAAUGUCUACCAAUAUAUGUUUAAACUCGCAUCACAGAUCAUCUGGCGCGUCGUCCUAAAUCAAGACCUAAAGCACUUCGAGUCGACCAAGACGCCGCCGUCGCUGCCUAUCCGACUGCUUGGCCAGUAUCUGUCGUUGAUGAAAAAAGCGUCGCUGCAGCCACAAUGGUUCAAGUAUCUCCCUUUUGGGGACGCUGCAAAAGUGAAGCAGGUUCGUCAGCAGGUGCUUGACAUCUGCGAGGACGCCAUGAGCUCCUGCAUCAAAAAGGAUGGCCCGCCUCUAUAUCUCUCGGAUCCAACGGCCUUGCAGAGCGCCACUUGCGUCGCUGAUUUUCUAUACCGGGCCCGUGACAAAGAAGGACAAGGGUUGCCGUAUGACCUGGUACUUGGUAAUGUGGUAUCGACUGCUGGUGCGGGAUUCACCACCAGUUCAUCUCUACUCUCGUGGGCCAUAUAUGCACUUGUCCGGUACCCUGGAAAUCAAGAACGUCUAUUCGAGGAGAUAGUCGGCCACCGCGGUGGAAAUGGAAUUGACAACUGCUGGACGUAUGACGAGAUCCAUAGCAUGAAGUUUCUCGAUUGCUUCAUCAAAGAAGUUCUUCGUCUCCACAGCCCUAGCUUCCAGACCGCACGUAACGCCAAAAAAGACGCAAUCCUGCCAGGGGGAUAUUUAAUACCCAAGGGAUCUAUCGUUAUUGCAUGUUUUCCGAGUAUCCACAAGAACCCUGCCCACUGGGAGAAUCCACUGCGGUUUGACCCAGAUCGCUGGAUGGAGGAAGGCCUGGCGGCGCAGAUGGGCCGCCAAGGGUCGUACACGCCGUUCGCCGCAGGAGGCCGGGGCUGUGUUGGGUUCAACUUGGCACUCACACAGGUCAAGGUGGUUGUAGCAGAGUUGGUGUAUCGAUACGAAUUUGAAGACUCGUCGCCCGAGCCCGUCGUGUAUGAUCCUGAGUUCUUGGUAGUGCGGCCACUCAACUUCUACGCAGGGAUAACGAGGCGAAAAGAGUCGCCUUGA